Pecten maximus is the source of this 3931-nucleotide messenger RNA. Its product is annotated as ubiquitin-like modifier-activating enzyme 1. Gene Ontology annotation, biological process: protein sumoylation. NCBI's taxonomy places the organism in Eukaryota, Metazoa, Mollusca, Bivalvia, Pectinida, Pectinidae. The record is from RefSeq and is a predicted model, not a curated record. Gene Ontology annotation, molecular function: SUMO activating enzyme activity. Gene Ontology annotation, cellular component: SUMO activating enzyme complex; cytoplasm.
GUAUUCGAUUCCCCCCGCCGCACGUGUUGACAGUCUCUCUUACGUCCGCCAUAUUUUUAGCCGCUUAGCUGCAACGUCUGCAGUUUUCCUGAUGUCCAGUUGCACCGAUUCUGAGGACCCCCCUGCCAAGAAACCGCGAUUAGAGUCGUGUGUAGGAGAAAAAGCAUCGUCCAACUCAGUGGAGAUAUUGUUUAUGGGCCCAAAGGUUACCAAGGCUUCAUCGACUAUGGCGCAAAAUGGGGCAGAAGAAAAGGGAGACAUUGAUGAAAGUCUGUAUUCCAGACAGUUGUAUGUACUGGGACAUGAUGCCAUGCAAAGGAUGGCAAAAUCCAACAUCCUUAUCUGUGGGAUGAAAGGUCUGGGUAUUGAGGUGGCCAAAAACGUCGUCCUAGGUGGAGUCAAGUCUGUCACUAUUCAGGACACACAGAAUGCUUCGUGGAUGGAUUUGAGUUCACAGUUUUUCCUGCGUGAGGCUGAUGUGGGAAAGAACCGCGCUGUUGUAUCUCUCCCUCGUCUUGCUGAGUUGAAUACCUAUGUUCCAGUUUCAUGUCAUACUGCAGAGCUUACAGAGGACUUUAUCAAGAAAUUUCAGGUCGUUGUGCUGACUAACUCUGACUUUGAGGAACAGGUGAAAAUUGGAGAGAUGUGCCAUGCUAAUAAAGUACAUUUCAUAGCUGCAGAAUCUAGGGGCUUGUUUGGGAAGAUUUUCUGUGACUUUGGUGAGAAAUUUACUGUGUAUGACACUGAUGGAGAGCAGCCAAUCAGUAACAUGGUAGCAUCCAUCACCACGGAUACUGAUGGCGUGGUUACCUGUCUGGAUGAGGCACGACAUGGAUACUCUGAUGGAGACUUUGUUACCUUUUCUGAGAUCAAGGGAAUGUCACAGCUCAAUGGAUGCACGCCAAGAAAAAUAAAAGUUUUAGGACCCUUCACAUUCAGCAUUGGAGAUACAUCUGGAUUUUCUAACUAUGUUCGAGGAGGUGUGGCCACCCAAGUCAAGAUGCCACAGACAGUUACAUUUAAAUCCAUUUCGGAAUCUUUAAAAGCUCCAGAAUGUGUGAUCACCGAUUUUGGCAAAUUUGAUCGUCCAGCACAGUUACACAUAGCAUUUCAAGCACUGAGCGAGUUCAAUAAGAAAAAGGGAUGUCUACCAAAGAGCAGAUGCAAGGCUGAUGCUGAGGAGUUCGUUGCCAUGGUAAAGGAAAUCAACAGUAAAUCGGAAGCUAAGGUAGAUGAGUUUGAUGUUGAUGUGUUGCGAGAGUUAGCCUACACGGCCCGUGGUGAUAUCUGUCCUGUGGCCGCCGUUAUUGGAGGGAUGACAGCCCAGGAAGUGAUGAAGGCCUGCUCUGGUAAAUUUAACCCUAUAUUCCAGUAUGUGUAUUUUGAUGCACUGGAGUGUCUGCCUGCUGACAAGGACACUGCUCUCACCGAGGAGUCCUGUGCACCAGUGAAUGGUCGAUACGAUGGACAGGUGGCUGUGUUUGGAAAGGAAUUCCAGAAGAAAAUGGGCUCAUUAAAUUACUUUUUGGUUGGGGCAGGAGCCAUUGGCUGUGAAAUGCUGAAGAAUUGGGCGUUGAUGGGUCUGGGUGCAGGAGAGGGUGGACAAGUGACUGUCACAGACAUGGACAUCAUUGAGAAGUCUAACCUUAACAGGCAGUUUUUGUUCCGAUCCAAGGAUAUACAAAAACCUAAGUCAUCAACAGCUGCUAAUGCUGCCAAGGAAAUGAAUCCAAACUUUAAUAUCACAUCACAUGAGAACCGAGUGGGAGCAGACACAGAAAACAUCUACACUGAUGACUUCUUUGAGAAGCUGGACGGUGUUGCUAAUGCUCUAGACAACAUUGAUGCUAGAAUGUACAUGGACAGACGGUGUGUGUAUUACUGUAAAUCUCUACUGGAGUCAGGCACUCUAGGAACAAAGGGAAAUGUACAGGUUGUGAUUCCCCAUGUGACAGAGUCCUACUCCUCGUCACAAGAUCCCCCAGAGAAGUCCAUACCCACUUGUACCCUUAAAAACUUUCCUAACGCCAUAGAACAUACAUUACAGUGGGCACGAUACCAGUUUGAAGGGGUUUUCACUCAGCCAGCAGAGGUAGCGCUUCAGUUCAUCAAUGACCCAAAGUUCAUGGAAAGGACGCUGAAGCUACAAGGCACACAAUGUGUUGAGGCAAUUGAAUCCGUGUACAAAGCUCUGAUUACCGAACGACCCAGCAAUUUCCAGGAAUGUGUGUCAUUUGCACGCACCUCUUUCCAGUCAAACUACCACAAUGACAUCAGUCAACUGCUGUUUAACUUCCCCCCAGAUCAGUUGACAAGUUCAGGAGCACCAUUUUGGUCAGGUCCUAAGAGAUGCCCACAUCCACUGAAUUUUGAUACAGAAAACGUGGUACACAUGGACUAUGUAUGUUCUGCCGCCAACUUGCGAGCAGAGAUGUAUGGCAUCAAGCAAGUAAGAGACAGGGAUGCAAUUAAGAAAAUGGUCUCUGAAGUUGUAGUGCCUGAAUUCAAACCACGAUCAGGAGUGAAAAUCGAGACGACUGAGGCUGAGGUGGAGGCUAGCCGAGGUGGAGGGAACUCGGAUCUUGACCUGGUGGAUCAUUGCCAGAAGGAACUGGGCUCCCCAAACAAGUGGAAGGAUAGCAAACUUGUACCCAUAGAGUUUGAGAAGGAUGAUGAUACCAAUUUCCACAUGGACUUCAUAGUAGCAUGUUCGAAUCUUAGAGCUGAGAACUAUGACAUCACACCAGCAGACAGACACAAGAGUAAACUGAUCGCUGGGAAGAUCAUCCCGGCCAUUGCUACAACCACAGCUCUAGUGGUUGGCCUGGUUGGGAUUGAACUCAUCAAGCUUGCCCAAGGUCAUAAGAAAAUAGAACUCUACAAGAAUGGAUUUGUGAAUCUGGCACUACCGUUCUUCGCUUUCUCCGAACCACUUUUGGCUCCAGUAAACAAGUACUACGACAAAGAAUUCACUCUUUGGGAUCGAUUCGAGAUUCAGGGCGAGAUGACACUGCAAGAAUUUUUGGACUAUUUUAAAAAUGACCUGAACCUGGAGAUCACCAUGCUGUCUCAGGGUGUGUCCAUGCUGUACUCCUUUUUCAUGUCCCCUGCUAAACGAGCAGAACGAUUGAAAAUGCCAAUGUCGGAGGUGGUGAAACAAGUGUCCAAGAAGAAGAUUCCUUCCUAUGUGAAGGCACUGGUGUUAGAACUGUGUUGUAACGAUACAGAGGGUGAAGACGUAGAGGUGCCCUAUGUGCAGUAUAGGCUUCCCUAGUGUACAACACAAUAUUCAGUUUAACUGGACUGUGAAGGAUUAGCACUGUUGAUGCUUGGCUGGUGUAGUGCAUAAUACUUGUCGCAAUGAGUUUCCACCGACACGGGAGAGGGAUCACCUCCCAUUUUGGGAGUUUUCUGGCAGUGUAUCUUAUUAAUUUAUUUCCCAAAGACUGUACAAAGCAGCUAUAUUCUGUGAAAUUUUACAAAAGAGUGCUUAUUCCUUUGUACUAAACUUUAUUGACAAGAUUUACAUAUUAGACGUAGAGUUUGAGUUUAGAUGGGUUUCAUGUUCCUGAAAGGUUCUCAAAAAUAUUACUAAAUGUGGUGUAAAAACUGUACAAUACAUAUUCUGUAGGAUAUCUCAAUAAUGAAGUGUGAAAUUUCAUACCAGACCAACCUCAUUUAACUUCAUUGUAGUCACAGCACUUUUCAUGUUAUAAUCAACAUAAUUAAUAUCAAUCAUGUAUUGGGUUAUAUUGUUGCCUCUUGUAUUUCCCUUGUUUAUAGUAUCAAGAUCAAAUCAUUAUCAAAAGUGCUGCAAAAUGUCAUAUUUUUUUUGUUCUUGUUUUUAUGUUUAAGACAAUGUUUUCUGUAUUAAUUAUAUUCUGAUGUAAAUUAUCAAUGGAAAACUGAUUAAAAACAUAUGUCACAAAAA